This is a messenger RNA of Ceratotherium simum simum (southern white rhinoceros), 1337 nucleotides long. Lineage: Eukaryota; Metazoa; Chordata; Mammalia; Perissodactyla; Rhinocerotidae. The record is from RefSeq and is a predicted model, not a curated record.
CGAUCAGUUCUUUGAAACUAUAUUUGGAUGUACAAGCUAUUAAAAGCUUCUUGUACUGAGUGACCUUUCAGGCAAAAUUUAGAUCGAAUACUCACACUGCUGCUGCCUGUUGCUGAGUGGAAGACAGCAGAAAACCUGGACUCAAACCUCUAUUGGGUUUUUGUUUUGCUUGUUUUGUUUCCUUUCAUUUUGCCUUAAGAAGAUGAACAAUGAAACCACAACCCUGAUAUCCUUGAAGGAGUCAGUGAAAAGAGUAGAACACAAACUCCAAGCUUUAGAAGCACAGUUCAAAGAACUGGACUUCACAAAAGAUAAUCUGACACAGAAAUUUGAACAUCAUAGCAAGACAUUGGCAAGCCAGGCAGCCCAAGAUGAGCUGUGGACAGCAGUUCUGGCAGUCAAGUUCACGUCAAUGGAAUUGAAUAUUUUAUACAGCUACGUCAUUGAAGUACUCAUCUGUUUGCACACUCGUGUGCUUGAGAAGCUGCCAGACCUGGUGAGAGGUCUUCCCACCUUGGCCUCCGUCCUUAGACGAAAAGUCAAGAACAAGCGCGUUAGAAUUGUGUGGGAGUCUGUCCUGGAGGAGUAUGGGCUGCAAGAAGGAGAUAUCACAGCACUUUGCACCUUCUUUAUUGCACAUGGUAACAAGGCGGAACACUUCACGGCUAAAGUGAGGCAGAUGUACAUCAGGGAUGUCACUGUCUUGAUCACUAACAUGGUAAAGAACCAGGCUCUGCAGGAGGGUUUGCUGAGGGCUGUUCAGGUCAUUGAGAAGGGGAAAGCAGUGAGGGCCCCUGAAGAGCAAAAGUCAUUCCUAAAAGAGUUGAUACCAUCAGUCAAAAACUAACCUGUUACCCUAUGACCUAGCAAUUCCACUUCUGGUAAUUUAUCUUGCAAAUGGGAAAAAAAAAUAUGUAUGUACAAUUUUGUCACAGGCUUAUUUUUGUAACAAAAGUACGGUGAGUGUUAAAGAAAUUAUGAUAAAUUGAUACAAUGGAUAUUUUCUGUGUUGCCAUACAAGAGAAUGAAGAAGCUCUUUGUGUUAUUGUAUGAUAUGGAGUUAUCACCAAGAUGUGUUGUUUUAAAAUAUUUAUUUCCAAUACAUAGUAAGCAGAAAAAAAGGGCAAAAACAAAUAUGUAUAUAUAUACAUACACACAUUUAAGCUAAUAUAUCCCUAAACUUCAUAGACUUCUGGAGAGAUGCAUAAGAAAGUGAUAACGUUGCUUGUCUUAGAGAAGAAUACUAAGAGGCUAGGGGUCAAAGGUAGGAGGAACUCUUUUCACCAUUAAUGCAUCUUGUACAUUUUGAAUUUGAACCACGUGAAUGUACUACCCAU